Brassica rapa (field mustard) is the source of this 1323-nucleotide messenger RNA. Its product is annotated as ergosterol biosynthetic protein 28. Gene Ontology annotation, molecular function: protein-macromolecule adaptor activity. NCBI's taxonomy places the organism in Eukaryota, Viridiplantae, Streptophyta, Magnoliopsida, Brassicales, Brassicaceae. The record is from RefSeq and is a predicted model, not a curated record. Gene Ontology annotation, cellular component: endoplasmic reticulum; membrane.
GUCAUGUCAUGUCUAUUUGUUUAUGUCUCCAAGAUUGGUCUUCCGUGCAAGUUGAGAUUAUAUAACUUUAUAGAUUUAUCUUCGUUUGGGACCCGAUAAUUUGUUCCAGCUUCUAGGAAGCUAUAUUGAUGUCAAUGGUUAGCUGUUUAAAUCUGUUCUAUCGCGCUAGUUAUGACAACUUGUAGGAUUCUUUAUUAUAUCAAAAAGUUUUGUAGCUGUUGUGUUGUGUGUUGAUUUCAUUAAGUUCAACCUAGGGAGUAACUUUAUAGAGAACAAUCUUUGUUUCCGGUCUAUAUGUCUCAGUGGAUCAUGUUCAUUGAACCUCUGCGCCUAUGAACCUUUAUGAGAAAGGUUCAGUUUCAUAUGACGCAUGCUUGGUGCUUUGGGUUUUUUUAGACAGAAUAUGUAGGAAAAGAGAGACUAGUAGUAAACCAAAGCAACAUAUCCGAGAAAGAUAAGCAAUGUUAUUAACUCUUGUACAAUUCCUUGGUGAUGCAACUUUGGUAGGAAGUGGACCACCAUGCCUAUAAAUCAGGAAGGAGGGAAGUAUGUAGAUUAUAGAAUUGGCUGGUUUUGAUUACAGUACAGAAUCCAAUGCACAAUCAUUUUUUCUUGUGGGAUAAGUAUGCACUUUUUUCUUAAAAUACUGUUGAAGUAAAUCAAUGACCAAGUGAAGUGUAUCAGAUGCUGUAGAUGUAUUAGAACAGAAGCAACUUGAUGUGUGUCGUUUCCUUUGUAAUUUGUGAUGCAUGAUUUCUGCAAAGGGAUUGUGUUACGGAACAUUGUUUUCAUGUGAUUUGAGUGAAGUUCAUGGACGUACGUUCGGAGUAUGGACACUCUUGACAUGCACUCUCUGCUUUCUUUGUGCAUUCAACCCCGAAAAUAAACCGUUAUACUUGGCUACCUUUCUCUCAUUCAUCUACGCCUUAGGCCAUUUCCUGACUGAGUACCUCUUCUACCAUACAAUGACCGUCGCCAAUCUCUCAACCGUGGCCUUCUUCGCAGGCACGUCGAUUGUGUGGAUGCUCUGGGAGUGGAAUUCCCUUGAACAACCGCACUCCAAACUUUCUUGACUUUUUUUUUUCUUUUCAAGAAGACAUGUAACUGGGUCUUUCUUCUUUGAAACUUUUUUAAGAGUUGGAAUCAUCUCCGGCUUUUUGCUCGGAUUCCUAGAGCUGUUGUGAUCUAUAUAUUUCAUCUUCCUAUCUUUGAUAGUCUCAAGGAGACUUGUAGGACUUGUUAUCUUCUAAUAAACCUGACUCAAAUUUUUCAAUCAUGUAUUGUAUGACAUCUGCUACAGCUGAAUUGACUUUUUUUUUUUUC